Messenger RNA from Acanthosepion pharaonis, 867 nucleotides. NCBI's taxonomy places the organism in Eukaryota, Metazoa, Mollusca, Cephalopoda, Sepiida, Sepiidae. The record is from the annotation of a GenBank genome assembly.
AUGAAUGAUAAUAAAAGAAGAAAACAUUUUCCAGAUUCUACAACAUUUGACUUAUGUCUGACUUUUCUUUCUUACCCCUCAAGCCUUUUGUUUUUAGAUCCUUUCUUGUUUCUUAAAACAUUUCUCUCUCUCUCUCUUUCUUUCUUUCUUUCUUUUUUUGCUUUGUUUGUAUCUUUGGUUGUCUCUUUCUUUCUUUCUUUUUUUCUUGAUUUAUUUAUUUGGGCGUCUCAUUUUAUUUCUUUCUUUGCGCGUCUUCUUCUUUUUGAAUUUCUUUCAUUUUUGGAUGUUUCAUUCUUUUCUGCCUUUUUUUUUCUUUCUUUGGGCGUCUCUUACUUUAUUUUGUUACUUUUUGAUUUUUGGGCGUCUCUUUCUUUCUUUAUUUGUGUGUCUCAUUUUAUUUCUUUCUUUGCGCGUCUUCUUUUUUACAUUCUUUCAUUUUUAGACGUUUCUUUCUUUUCUUCUUUCUUUCUUUCUUUGGGCGUCUCUUACUUUCUUUUCUUACUUGCUUUGAUUCUUUGGACCUCUCUUUCUUUCUUUCUUUCUUUUUUUCUUUAUUUCGGCGUCUCAUUUUAUUUCGUUCUUUGCGCGCCUUCUUCUUUUUUACUUUCUUUCAUUUUUGGACGUUUCUUUCUUUUCUUCCUUUUUCUUCCUUAUUCCUUCCAUUCUUUGGGCGUCUCUUACUUACUUUUGUUACUUUUUGAUUCUUUGGACGUCUCAAUCUUUCUUUUUUUCUUUCUUUGUUACUUUGUACGACUCUUAUUCUUUCUUUUGUUGCUUGUUUUGUUAGUUUUUUGUUCGGCUAAUUCUUCCUUUCUUCCUUUUUUACAUUUCAUUUGUUACUCUAAUUUGCAAAACUGGAAAGCUUAA